Messenger RNA from Rotaria socialis, 1167 nucleotides. Lineage: Eukaryota; Metazoa; Rotifera; Eurotatoria; Philodinida; Philodinidae. The record is from the annotation of a GenBank genome assembly.
AUGGAUACUGAUACCGAACGAUCACGCUUGCACACAGCAAGUCGUUUUGGACAAUUAUCAAGAAAUAUGUUCUUCGCACGACAUGUUCCUCAACCAAAGUAUCUAAAAUUCAUUACUGGAACUGCCGGUGUCAAAGUAUGUCACGUACGUGAUGAUGUACCACAUUUACCAACACAUCCAACAGGUGAUAUAGCUAAGUCGUUACUAUCUGAUCCACGUUUUACUAUUGAAUUUCCACCGAAUUCCUAUAAUGAGGCUUUGCUUCGCUCUUAUGCAGAAAAACUUCAACCAAAACAGCGUCGAGAACGAUUUCUUCCUCCUAUUCAAAGUUGGAAUUCAUCCGGAGCAGUAUUUGAAGAUUCAGAAAAUUGGCGACGCGAACUUUCACGUAUAGCUGAAACGGUUGGUUUAGUAACAACUGAAGAAUUAGCAGAAAUUGAACAUAAAAAAGAAUCAACAUAUUCACCAUUACGAAGAAGUUCAUCGCAAAGAACUAAUGGUGAAUAUAGCCAAAGAACUGGCCGAUGGAAUGAAACACCUCGAACAUUAAACCGUAGUAAAUCAUUACGUGGACGAACGCCACUCUCAUCGCUUGUACCUAAUCAUUUAUUUUGUGUUGACGAACAAGAACGAGAGCUGUGGAUGCUUCAAGUACUCUGUCAAAUUUUAAAAACUCAAGAUGUGAAUGACGUACAAUCAUGGCUUGUUUCAUCAAAUUCAAGUGAAAAAGAAACUGUACGUCAAUUAAUCACAUCAGCUAUUAAAGGACUAGAAGAGAGUGGACGUAUUCAACCAACUGCUUAUUUUAUAGAAAGUACUAAAUCUAUUCAAGCCAAUCAAGAUACAUUUGAUUCAUUUAUGACAACAAAAUUUCCGAGUGCAUCCUUAAAUGAAUCUUUAUCUUCAAAUCGUGAAACUACCCCAAAAACGAGCUCUCGUCCUCGAACAUCUCAAACACUACCAGCAACAAAUGAUUUUCAUGCUAAGCAAAAUCGAGGGUUUCACACGAAUCUUGAUUCAAUCGAUGAAGAAAAAUUUGCAAAAUCCAAUGUAUCACAACCAACUAAAAUUGAUGGUAAACGGGAUAUACAAGUUUUGACAUUGAAUGAUGAUGGAAAUAAUAAUCUCCAAUCAACACAUAGAGCAAACGAUGAAGCACCAUUCUAA